UCGCACUAGAUGUCAACAAAAAGGUAAACAAUAAUUUUGAUACAAGUCAUCAACACACAUCAAGAGUUCUAGAACCCAAGAGCCAAAAAUUCCAAAUUCUUCAUGCCAUCGAUAAUGAAAGAAAUGAACACCAGUAGUGAUAAUCUGAAUCCUGUCAAUAAGCCAAAGCCAAAAGCGACGCGACCCAAACCAGUCUACUUGUGGACUACAUCUGAUGUUCAAAAAUGGUUUCGUCGUCACUGUAGUGAUUUUUAUACAGUGUACAGUGACAAAAUGAGUCAGAAUGGGAUAUGUGGAAGAGCAUUGUUGAGGAUGAAUGAUAUUUCACUUGAAAGGCUAGGCAUACACAAUGCAGAACAUAGAGAAGAAAUCUGGCGUCAAAUCACAAAACUUCGGCUCAAAGCUGACAUUUUAGAAAUGAAAGAUAUGGAGAGACGUUCUGAUCUGAACAACUGAAUAUUAGGCCUAAUAUGCAGUUUUUUGUCAGUCAACAGGCAUAUUUUUCCAUAUGACGAUUAACUCUGAGGUUUGAUUUUCAAUUUGAUCUGGUCGUGAAGUUUUCAUUUACAAUGUUUUUCUGUUUAACCGAUCAUAUUUACAUUCUUUUUUUUCAAUAAAUGUAUAAAGUUUCUA
This is a messenger RNA of Daphnia magna, 633 nucleotides long. RefSeq names its product protein aveugle (gene ave). Gene Ontology annotation, cellular component: cytoplasmic side of plasma membrane. Gene Ontology annotation, molecular function: protein binding. The record is from RefSeq and is a predicted model, not a curated record. The coding region runs from base 103 to 456 and encodes 117 amino acids. The transcript is spliced from 3 exons. Lineage: Eukaryota; Metazoa; Arthropoda; Branchiopoda; Diplostraca; Daphniidae. Gene Ontology annotation, biological process: cell surface receptor protein tyrosine kinase signaling pathway.